Molecule: messenger RNA, 2106 nt
Organism: Amaranthus tricolor (Joseph's coat)
Lineage: Eukaryota; Viridiplantae; Streptophyta; Magnoliopsida; Caryophyllales; Amaranthaceae
Product: two-component response regulator ORR26-like
Exons: 5
Coding region: 8-1912 (634 amino acids)
Biological process (GO): phosphorelay signal transduction system; cytokinin-activated signaling pathway
Molecular function (GO): DNA binding
Source: RefSeq, a predicted model, not a curated record
GUUAAAAAUGGUUAUGGAAUUUUCAUCAUCAAGAAGUGAAGCAUUCCCUGCUGGUUUGAGGGUCUUGGUUGUUGAUGAUGAUCCUACUUGGUUGAAAAUUCUUGAAAAGAUGCUUAAGAAGUGUUCUUAUGAAGUGACUACAUGUGGACUGGCUAGCGAAGCAUUGAAGUUGCUUCGUGACAGAAAGGAUGGUUACGACAUUGUCAUAAGCGAUGUCAACAUGCCGGACAUGGAUGGAUUUAAGCUUCUUGAGCAUGUUGGACUAGAAAUGGAUCUUCCUGUGAUCAUGAUGUCGGUGGAUGGAGAAACGAGCCGAGUGAUGAAAGGUGUUCAACAUGGGGCUUGUGACUAUCUACUCAAACCGAUACGUAUGAAAGAACUCAAGAAUAUAUGGCAGCAUGUGGUGAGGAAACGAAUGCACGAAGUGAGAGAUAUCGACUGCAUUGACGACAGAAUCGGAACAGACAAUUUUUACGAUGGACACUAUGGAGGUGAUCAAAUCUUGUUGAAGAAAAGAAAAAACGUUGAUAACAAAAACGAUGAGAAAGAUUCAAGUGAUCCGUCCACAACGAAGAAAGCUCGAGUCAUUUGGACAGUCGAACUCCAUCAAAAAUUUGUCGAAGCUGUAAAUCACUUAGGAAUCGACAGCGAUAAGAUUCGUCCGAAAAAGAUAUUGGACCUGAUGAAUGUGCCACGGCUCACAAGAGAGAAUGUUGCAAGCCAUUUGCAGAAAUAUCGUCUGUAUUUGAAUAGGCUACGGAAGGAAGAUAAAAUUGAAAGUUCUUGUGGUGGAACGAAGAAUCCAGAUCAAUCCCCUAAGGAGUCCGGUGGAAGUUUUAGUCUUCAAAACUCCAGUUUCGGACAGCUUAGUGACAUCAGUAGCGAGUUUAAGUAUCCGGAACAUCAUUUGCCUGUUCAGACUGUUGAGACUAAACCCUUUGACUGUACUCCAGAGAGCAGACAUUUGCUGCCGUUGACAGAACAUACAACACCCGUUAGCAGCGAGAAUUCUGAUUCUCGGCAAAUAGGGAAUUCGCCAUUCGAGUCUUUAAAUAUGAGCGUUGAGCAUGGCUCAGACGUGCAGUUCAAACCUGAUUUAGAACCUCAUCUAAAAUUGGAUACUUGUUUCAACCAGCCGACGGCGACCAUAUUACAGCCGCACAUCAGUGCUGAUCUCCUUGAGCCUGCUCCGCACAUCAGUCCUGAUCUCCUUGAGCCUGCCCCACACAUCAGUCCUGAUAUCCUUGAGCCUGCUCCACUCAUCAGUACUGAUCUUCUAGAUCCCACUCCACACAUCAGUACAAAUCUUAUAGAACCUACUCCGCACAUCAGUCCAGGUCCUUCAAUAAGCGAAGCUAACCAGUUAGGCCUCGUUGAUGUCAAACCAUUGCAUGUUAAGGAGUACGACAAUGAUAUUAGGAAAAUACCCCCCAUGGAAAAUGCACUUGACUCGCUUUCUGUCUCAAACUUUGAUUCUUUUGCUUGUGUUUACGACAUGAAGAAUCAAAAUUUUAGUCCGGGAAUCAACAGCGUCAAGAAACAAGAUCAGACUUUUACUAUACAGCCCGAGAGUCAUCUCUUAGAUGCACAAGGUUUAGAAACCGGCUUCAACAUGUCCUCGGGAAUGAAAAGUCAGAUCUCCUGUCAAACUACAGAAUACGAGCUUAGAAACCAGAUUUUAAAAAGUGAAGCGGCUUCUGGACUCCUUGGUGAGGAGAUGACGUUCCAUUGGAUUCCAUCUGGUGAUGUUACUUCUAAAGAUUUGGGAUUCGAUUACUUCGGAUUCUCAGGGUGCAAUGUUCUGGAGCAUGGAUUCGACCGAUCUUUUUCACAUUACAUACCAAGGUUUGAUUUCGAGUAUCCGGUAGAUUGGGGUGAAUACCCUCUUGAUCAAGGUGUAUUAUUCUCUUGAUCAUGGCAAGAUUAUGCUCAUCAAAGGGACCUCAAUACUCCUUUUUCUCUGCCAGUGCUGGAUUAUAACCUUAACUUCCUGAGUAUAGAGGACUCUUGAGCCAUGUACAAGUACAAUAUUAAACGGAAAUUAUUAUGCAUUGUAUCUGUCUUUUGAAACAUCAAUGUGCAUUAUAUGAGAAUAAAGGUUAUGCA